AUGUCCAGCUCAGACAGGCCAAAGUUAAGAGAACAUCAAGUUGAAGGGGUUAAAUGGAUCAACAAACGCUUUCUAGAUGGUCAUGGAUGCAUCUUAGGUGACGAAAUGGGAUUAGGCAAAACAGCUCAGGUAGUAAUGUUGAAUGUUUGCAAUCCAAACAAUGCAGAUCGAAAAUGUCAGUUCCUAAUAUUAAGUCCCUUAUCGGUCUUGAACAAUUGGCAAGUUGAAUUAACUAGGUUCGGACCAAGUCUGACUGGGAUAGUUUAUGCUGGCUCGAAAGAAGAUCGUGAACAGUUACGAACAAACAUUGGGCAGCUACCGUACCAUGUCUUAAUGACUACCUACGAGAUAUGCAUGAAGGAUGCUGUAUUCUUAGAAGAAUUUAAGUGGAAAGUCCUGAUUGUUGAUGAAGCUCAGAGAUUAAAAAAUUCAAAUUCGAUGUUGUACCAAAUACUCAAGCAGUUUCGUAUUCAGUUUUCAUUGCUCCUAACUGGUACUCCAGUUCAAAAUAAUCUUAAUGAGUUGUACUCGCUGUUAUCAUUCAUUGAACCUAAGAAAUUUAGAUUGGAAGAUGCUGAAUAUUUUAUAGAUAAAUAUGCUACCAUCACUGAAAUGACUGGUUCUUCUCUUAAUGAUAAGCUUCGAUCGAUAAUAAAGCCAUAUAUUCUUCGAAGAGUGAAGAAGGGGGUUUUGCUUGACUUGCCAUUGAAAUCAGAGAUGACAGUAGACUGUGGCUUAUCACAUCUCCAGAGGAAACUAUAUAAAGCUUUACUACAACGUAAUAUUGAAUCGCUUACAAAUGAAGCAUCCAAAACCAGCUUAAUGAAUAUGUUAAUACAACUACGAAAAUGUGUUAAUCAUCCCUAUUUGUUUAAUGGUAUUGAACCAGAGCCGUUCGAAAUUGGGGAUCACCUAAUCAAUGCAAGCGGAAAACUUUUUCUUCUAGAUAAAUUACUGCCUUACUUAAAAUCAAGAGGACAUAAAGUACUUAUAUUUUCUCAAAUGACGCGAAUGCUAGAUAUCCUUCAGGAUUACCUAAGCUAUAAAGACUACAAUUAUGAGAGACUUGAUGGAUCAGUUCGCGGUGAAGAGCGUUAUUUGGCUAUUCAAAACUUUACGGAUCCGGACGUAUUCGUGUUCAUCUUAAGUACUAAAGCUGGUGGCGUAGGACUAAAUUUGGUUGCUGCAGACACCGUUAUUUUCUUUGAUAGCGAUUUUAAUCCACAGAAUGAUAUUCAAGCCGCUGCUAGAUGUCAUCGAAUUGGGCAAACUAAACCGGUGAAAAUUAUCCGCUUUGUAGCCCAAAGUACUGUAGAGGAAAUCAUUCUUAAGCGGGCUGAAGCAAAGCUCAAACUAACAGACGCUGUAAUAGAAGGUGGCCAUGUAAGUUAUAGCCUUGCUAUUUUAAAUUCUUUAUCAACUAUUUCUGUAUUUCAGUUAUUGAGCAUUAUUAAGUUUGGCUUAAGUAAAAUUUUGGAGUCGGAAGACAGUACAAUUGAAGAUCAAGAUAUUGAAAGUUUAAUUGGAAGUAGUGUAGACAGCAAAUGGGUAGUGAAGGAUUCAGAUAAUGAAACAAAGGUGGAAUUCAUCGCUGAAACACAAAAUGAAAAGCCACCAGAAAGUAUGUACCAUUACGAAGGUCAUGAUUAUUCUAAAGAGCCUAGCCAAGCUGAUAUCUCGGCUUUUGACAGUGUACUAGUGAAAGCUGAUGAGCUUCAUAGAACUUUAAGAAGUAAUAAAGGGGUAACUGUUAGCGAAUUGCCUACCGCUACAAGAAAACGUAAGCCAUUAACUGAAGAACAGCUAGAGGAGAGGCGUAGAAAAAGGAUAGAAUCAGCUGCAAAGAAAGCAAAGUUACAAGAAGAGCAACGCAUCAAAAGAGAAAAGAAAAUGCGCGAAAAACUUGAAGAAACAUGGCGGAGUAAAGGAUAUACAUCUCUUAACUUACCUCUUGAUAGUGAAGGCGAAUCGGAUACAGAUGAAGAAGAAAAUAUGGAAGAAGAUUGCUUAUCAGCUGAUACGCAAGAUAUUAAAUAUGUUUCCGGAGAUGUAGCUAUGCCAAAAACUCAAGAUGGUGACUCAAUCGUUGUCCAUUGCGUUGAUGAUAGUGGGCGUUGGGGUAAAGGUGGAGUAUUCUCAGCGUUAAGUACUCGAUCAGCUCAACCCGAACAGUUAUACUUAUUGGCUGGUAAAAUGAAAGAUUUGACGCUUGGGGAUGCGCACUUAAUUGCAAUUGAUGAUAGAUUUAGUAGAGAUAAUGGAAAUGAUUAUGUAGCCGUCAUUGUUGCACAGAAGCGAGAUAGACAAAAUCAACUUUCUCCUAUCCACUUAACAGCAUUAAGUACUGGGUUCGAACGUGUUGCUACGUAUGCUAAACGAACUAAUGCGACCGUUCACCUUCCAAGAAUUGGCUACGCGACACCAAAAUUUAAUUGGUACGGAACUGAACGUCUGAUUAGAAAGCAUUUAACAGCGAGGGGAAUACCAACUUUUAUGUAUCCAAUUUUUCUUACUCUACUGUGCCAUAUGAGCUUUAAAUUCUACUCAUAA
Molecule: messenger RNA, 2550 nt
Organism: Trichoplax adhaerens
Lineage: Eukaryota; Metazoa; Placozoa; Uniplacotomia; Trichoplacea; Trichoplacidae
Exons: 27
Coding region: 1-2550 (849 amino acids)
Biological process (GO): chromatin remodeling; DNA repair
Molecular function (GO): DNA helicase activity; ATP-dependent chromatin remodeler activity; ATP binding
Source: RefSeq, a predicted model, not a curated record